Molecule: messenger RNA, 5524 nt
Organism: Mesocricetus auratus (golden hamster)
Lineage: Eukaryota; Metazoa; Chordata; Mammalia; Rodentia; Cricetidae
Gene: Rab3il1
Product: RAB3A interacting protein like 1
Exons: 11
Coding region: 484-1800 (438 amino acids)
Biological process (GO): exocytosis
Cellular component (GO): Golgi to plasma membrane transport vesicle
Molecular function (GO): guanyl-nucleotide exchange factor activity
Source: RefSeq, a predicted model, not a curated record
GAGGACCAGACUUGGCAGAGGGCAGUAGGCAGGAGGCCCUGGGGUGGGCCUGGUGGGCCUGGCUACUGUCUCUAGGCUCUGCAUAGGGCGCCUGCCAGCCCACUCUCCUCCCCUGUGUCAAUCACAGAAUAAAUAGGGCAGAGAUCAAGAGAAGAAAGAGGUAGGUGAACACAGCUGGACAGGGAGACAGAGGACAUACAGUGCCACUUCAGGGACAGGAAGGAAGACAGUCAACACCUCUUCCCUGACACCAGGCAGACCUGAUUGCUAAAGCUCUUGGGGACACUGACACAUAACUUUCAGAGGGACAAUGGGAGGCAGGGAAAGGCUGGGACACAAGUCAGUCCAGUAUCACCAAGCCAUAUCCGGCCAAUAGCAAUGAGAUAGUACAGAAUAGGCCCGAACUGACCCAAAAAGAGACAGGUGGUGAGAAUUCAGCCAGUCUGGGGGAAGAGCUGGGAUCCCUGAGCUGUGUUCUGCUUCAUGGACCCCAGCCUGCGGAGACCAGCCAGCCCACCGCAACCAGAUGAGGGCCUCCCCACUGGCCUCGCAGCUGCCUCAGUCCCCUGGAAAAGCCUUGGCCCCAGCAAAGGUCACAGAGAGUCCCCAGGAAGCCUGGUGGAAACCUCUGCUUCCCGGAAGGAGGCCCAGGGUGAAGAACACUCAGCAGCAGCUCCACUGGACGUGUCACGCCUGCGCAGCUCCUCAAUGGAGAUCCGAGAGAAGGGCUCAGAGUUCCUGAAGGAGGAGCUAUACAAAGCCCAGAAGGAGCUGAAGCUGAAGGACGAGGAGUGCGAACGGCUUUGCAAGGUGCGCGCCCAGCUGGAGCAGGAGCUGGAGGAACUGACGGCCAGCCUGUUCCAGGAAGCUCACAAGAUGGUUCGGGAAGCCAACAUGAAGCAGGCUGCAUCAGAAAAGCAGUUGAAGGAGGCUUGGGGCAAGAUUGACAUGCUGCAGGCAGAGGUGACAGCCUUGAAGACACUGGUCAUCACGUCCACACCAGCCUCUCCCAACCGUGAGCUCCACCCACAGCUGCUGAGCCCCACCAAGGCCGGACCCCGAAAGGGCCACUCACGCCAUAAGAGUACCAGCAGUUCCCUGUGCCCAGUUGUGUGUCCCACAGCAGGGCACAUUCCCACCCCAGACAAAGAAGGCAAGGAGCCUGGCCUGCCCCCUCUACUCUCCCUGCUCCUGUGCGUGAUCCCCAGCAAGGCCAUCCACCUCACCUACGAGCCGACCUGGCAGCUCCCACCUGGGGAGCCGCCCAUGGCCCCCAACUCUGCUACCUCUCUCUCCUUUUCCCAACAGGUGGAUACGACCCUGUUUUCAGAGUUCCAGGCUUGGAGGGCAUCGCCUACCCUGGAUAAGGACUGCCCCUUCCUAGAAAGGGUGUACCGGGAGGAUGUGGGUCCCUGCCUGGACUUCACAGUGCAGGAGCUCUCAUCUCUGGUGCGGGCUGCCGUGGAGGAUAACACACUCACCAUUGAGCCCGUGGCUUCCCAGAAUCCUCCCACUGUGAAGGUGCCCACUGUUGAAUGUAACAACGCCAACAUGUGUGCCCUGAGUGGAUUAGCCCGUGCCUGUCACCACCGAAUCCGCCUCGGGGACUCUGAGAGUCAUUAUUACAUCUCACCGUCGUCCCGGGCCAGGAUCACUGCAGUAUGCAACUUCUUCACCUACAUUCGCUACAUCCAGCAAGGCUUGGUUCGGCAGGAUGCUGAACCGAUGUUCUGGGAGAUUAUGAGGCUUCGGAAGGGGAUGUCACUAGCCAAGCUUGGCUUCUUCCCACAGGAGGCCUAGGGCAUGGCCCCAGGCCUGAAGUAGGCUCUGAGCUAGAGCAAGCAGCUGCCUUGGGACAGACAGACAAGAAAUCCCGGAGCCAGCUUGAGCCAGAAGCUGAAAGGACAAAUAAACAGCCAGGCUGUAGAGAUGGCACUAAGCCAGUCCCGCCCAUUCCUCCUGGGACAGACAGAAGGACAGCCUGCCCUGGACUUCAUGAGAUGACCCUCUUGCCCACUGGGCUCUGUAGCCACCAAGAGAAUCUCAAGAAAGAGCCAAAGACCAAGGAGCUCGGAACCAUACUGGGGAGAGGCUCAGUCCUAGAGAGUGGACCCUUGAUCAGCCAGUACCCUCCACAAUUCCCUGCUGCCACGUCUUCAGAAAGGGACUGUUCUAAGGUGGCUGGAUCUCCAGAGUGUGCUCCGCCACAGCCUCUAAGCCCUGGGUCACCAGCACCCCCUUGUGGCCAUCUCUCACCCUGUUCCCAAGUGGCCUCAGAUUGCCCCAGCAGUAGGGCAAGUGUCUCCAAUCUGAGCAUGGUGGAGGGACAACUGCCACAAAAUGCUCUGAAAAUGAGUCCUUGACACCCCCAUUCCUCUGCAUAGAGGCUUCUCUGUCCCCUCCCCCCCUACUUCAACCCCAUCUCCAGGAGGCCCUGGUCCUAAAAUUGCCAGGGGUCUGGGCUCUUCCUUCCCAAAAUGUGCCACCAGGGGAACCUCAGGAUGUAGUGUGGGCAGCCAUCCAGACUACAGGGGCCCUGUAUGUGGGACUGCAUGGAGUGGGCAGGCGACCCAGGACCUGGACCCUGCCUUAUCCAUCAUAGCCCACCGGGAGCUGGGCUUGGGGGAUCCAACCUGGACAUAUCCCUCACCACACCCCUAUUUCCUUCAAGUGGAAUGUAACACGAUCUCUAUUUAAUAAAGGAAGGCUUUGUUGGUAGGGGCUAGGCAGCAGUGGCCUUCACUCUUGCACCCUGGGGCUCUGGCCAGAGCUUGGGCAUCUGAAGGAAUGAAAUCAAAUCCUUUUCGGACUGACCUCGUGCUUGGGAUUAAACCCAAACCCUGAAGCCACCCCCACUGCUGCCACCACUUACAAGCUGUUGGGAAGGCUGCUGGAGUUGUCCUUAGUAUUCCAUGUGCUGUGGGGUGUUGGAAUGAGUUUUGCCACUCUGUGUGUUCAGUUCUGACCUGUGAAUUCCCUAGCCCUCAGAGAUGAUCCCCAGCCUAUGAGAAGCCUGGAGUCGAAGCAUCUAGGCUUCCCAGGGCUUGGCAGGAUAGUGCAAGACUGAUUGGUGCUACCUGCCAUAGGUCAGAUGGGCACUAGAGAAGUGCAGUCUUAGAUGGGUUCUUAGCGAGGCAUGGCAGGCACACGCUGAAAAGGGGGUAACCCCUCAAAGUAGGACCGAGGAGAUGUCCUGGGGUUCCCGCCUCUGCCCCACCUUGGGCCUUUGUGCUUUCUUGAAAGGAGAGUGCAGCAGAUUCUGGGUUAGGUCAGAGGUUGUCAGUAGCCCACAGGAACUUCUCUGGGCCUGAGGCCCAGAUGCAACUCAGAUGGUCGGUCAUCUGGGGGCUGGCCAGGUCUCCGUCGAGGUCCUCUGCCUUCACUUGUCCCCAGGGCUCUUCUGCCUCCACUGCAGCUCUGUGUCCUCACGACCCCUCCCUGCUCCAUUAUGGGUCCAAUCCUUUUCAGUCUUCCCAGCCCCCACAGACACCUGGUCACUGACCAGAGCCCUGUCACACCUACCCAUUCAUUUAACCACUACAGGGGCGGUCUCUGUGCUGGACACUGGCAAUAAUAAACACACCAGCAACACAUGCAGGUCACUGGAUGGAGGAGAGUGAAGACGAAGGAGAAUGCCAGGGAAGGACUUGGUGUGCCGGAUGGGAUUCCCCACUGCAUCCUCUAACUAUAUCAACCCUUGCUCACCUGAGGACGGGAGGAUAAAACCUGGGCCCCGGACUUAAUCAGUCCCUAACUUCUGUGUUCUUGGCUCAGCCAUAUGCAGGACCAAAGAGACACCGGGAGGCACUCCAGAGGUCCGUGGAGGACCUUCCUCCCCUGACUUACAUGCUUGCUGUUACAAAGCAUUGACCAUGAUCAGACCACAGGUGGGGCCAUCAACACAGACACACCCUGGUAACAGCAAUUAAUAGCUUAGCACUAGUCAUAGCUCCCAGCCCUCUCUGAACCCAUUAUUUCGGCCUCUUAGCAACGUUAAAACAUGCUGUUCUCCUUCAUAUAAGUGGAUAGAGGCACCGGAGAACACAAAGAGGUCCUGAGGGUGGGGCUUAUUUAGCUCAGGGUAGAGGCUUACCUUGCAAGCACAGGCUCUAGGUCAGUCCCCUGUUCCAGAAGACAAAACAAAAAACAAAGAACCGCACACAAAGAGGUCCUAAGUCUCUGGGACCCACAGUAUUACCCCACUUCUUAGUGCUGUGCUUUAAUUUUAUAAACUAACACCCCAAGUGUGCUUAAGUUCUUUGCCUCUGUAAUUGGUGCAGAAGGCUGGGGUGUAACAGAGGUAGACAGCUCAAGGCCUGGGGUUUGACCCUCAGCACCACACACAGCGAAAGGAGAGAAGCAGACUGAGACAGGGCUGGCAUUUGAACCUAGGUUUGUUUCCUGUACGAUACCCUGUUAGGGUUGACUGUGUUACCGGAUCUGUAAAGUAACUUGGGCUCUGACUCUUGGAGCUGAUUAGAGAGGUUAACUGCCAUCAACUAUAGAGUUGUUCCUAAGUUUUCUAGAUAACCCUCUUGGGCUUCUGAAUGCUUGGCACAUAGGAGACAUUUGAGCCCUCCUGGGCUAGCCCUGAGUCUGGCCUCUAGGCAUGAAGGCAUUGAACCUGACUAAGCACAUUUACCUGGGGCCACACCCAGAGAUAUCUCACUUUACCAUCUGCCAAACCUGCCCUGAUUUGAACACUGCCAGGGCUGUGACCUUGGAGCAUGUUGCUUUUCUCAUUUAUGAGUUGGGAUUAUGAUUUUGACUCUUCUGAAGUGGUGUGUGUGCACAUGGACCAUGGUGCCCUUAUCAGAAGACAACCUCUGGUGUUGUGUUCAUUUUCAUCCUCCCCUUGUUGGAGGCAGAGUCUUUUAUUGUCCAUUGCUGUAUAGGCCAGGCUAGCUUCUGGGAAUUCUCCUGCCUCUGCCUCCCACCUUCCCAUUAUGAACACAGGGAUCGAACUUUAUACAAGUUCUGCGGCUCUGGACUCAGGUCAUUGGACUUGCACAGGAAGUGCUUUACCCACUGAGCAAUCUCUGUCAUACUCACUGUUUUAAAACAUGCGAUCUUAUCCAUUUUUAAGUGUAGAAUUAUAGCUGUGUUAGGUGUAUUCACACUGCCAUGAAACCAACCAAUAUACCUUUUGCAUCUUGCAGAACAAAUGCUGUGCCCAUUAGACAAUUCCCUCUUUCACCUGCCCUCUAGACUGUGGAGACCAGCAUUUCACCUCCGGCCUCUGUGAGUCUGACUCCUCUAGAGACUUGUCAUAAGUGGAAUUAUAGCAUAUUCAUCUUCUUGUAACUGGUUUGUUUCAUGUAAUACUCUCAAUAUCCACCAUGUGGUAAGAUGGAAGGACUUCCUUGUUAAGGCUCAGCAAUGUUCUGUUGUGUGUGUGUAACACCCUGCCGUUGUUUGUCCUUUCAGUGGAGAUAGACACGGCCUCCUGGUACCUGUUUAUGUGUAUGCAACCAUCUCUUGGAGACCCUACUUAGAGCCUUUUUGAAUAAACAACCAGAAGUAA